Messenger RNA from Talpa occidentalis (Iberian mole), 7252 nucleotides. It is a transcript of the gene KDM2A, whose product is annotated as lysine demethylase 2A. Gene Ontology annotation, biological process: protein demethylation; regulation of transcription by RNA polymerase II. Gene Ontology annotation, molecular function: protein binding; zinc ion binding; DNA binding. The coding region runs from base 894 to 4379 and encodes 1161 amino acids. The transcript is spliced from 21 exons. The record is from RefSeq and is a predicted model, not a curated record. NCBI's taxonomy places the organism in Eukaryota, Metazoa, Chordata, Mammalia, Eulipotyphla, Talpidae.
CCGCGGAGGAGCUGUGUGUAUGUGCGAGUCUGACGGGUUCAAAAUGGCGGCGGCUGCUUCAGCGGCUCCUCCUGUGUGAGGGAAACAACACCCCUCCCCGGCGGCGGCGGCGGCGGCGGCGGCGGCGGUGGCUCGCAGAGCACCUUCCCGGCGCCCGGGCCUGUCGCCGCUCUGUCUCUCCUGGGCAGGGGGCGCUCCUGGAGGAGGGGCAACGCCAGGGGGCCCAUCCCCCGGAAUCCCUCCUCUGCGCCUGGGGAGUCGCCGGGGGCUCGUCCCGCAGCGCGGAGUCCGGGCUGAGGGGGAGACGCGAGGGCAGCCCGGGCCCCCAGCCCGGCGCGCCGCGCCGCUCCCGCCCUCUCCGCCCCCCGGGGCCGGGGCCCGCGUUCCGGGGGGCCGGGGCGGCGCGGGGCGCCUCGGGCCGGCCGGUCUCAGCUGAUCGGCCGCCGCUCCCGAGCUCCGGAGGCGGCCGGGCGGCUGCUCGCCGAGGGCACGGCGCUCCCCGCGGCCGGGGCCGGCCCGGGGCUCGGGCUCGGGCCGCUGACCGCCGGCCCGGGGGAGGCGGGGGCGCCCGGGCUCGGCGCCCAGGGGUCGCGCUCCGCGCUGCCGACGCCUCCGGCCCCGGGCUCCGAAGCCAGCGGCGGGGGCUGGACCCGGCGCCUGUUUCCGCUCUCCCCGGGCCGCUGCGACCCGCUCUGGAUCCGGGCUUGAUCCCCGGAAAAGCCGAAGGCGACGCUCGGGAUCUCGUUUUCCUCGCAGUUGUUGGAAUCUUGAACUUCUCACUUGGACCAGAACUCAGGAGCCAGAUCCCCGUGUUACAAUCUGGUUCCUAAGGAGGAAGAGGAAGGCAGCCCUGGAGUGGUUUCUUUACAGUAAUUUCAACAGAAGAGUGAGAGAUGGAACCUGAAGAAGAAAGGAUUCGUUACAGCCAGAGAUUGCGUGGUACCAUGCGGCGGCGCUAUGAAGACGAUGGCAUUUCCGAUGAUGAAAUUGAAGGGAAGAGAACUUUUGACUUGGAAGAAAAACUCCACACCAACAAAUAUAAUGCAAAUUUUGUUACUUUUAUGGAGGGAAAAGAUUUUAAUGUAGAGUAUAUCCAGCGAGGUGGCUUAAGAGACCCUCUGAUUUUUAAGAAUUCUGAAGGACUUGGAAUAAAGAUGCCAGAUCCAGACUUCACUGUGAAUGAUGUCAAAAUGUGUGUGGGGAGUCGUCGCAUGGUGGAUGUCAUGGAUGUGAACACCCAGAAAGGCAUCGAAAUGACCAUGGCUCAGUGGACUCGCUACUAUGAGACCCCAGAGGAGGAACGAGAAAAGCUCUAUAAUGUUAUCAGCCUGGAGUUUAGCCACACCAGGCUGGAAAACAUGGUGCAGAGGCCUUCUACGGUGGAUUUCAUUGACUGGGUUGACAACAUGUGGCCAAGGCAUUUAAAGGAAAGUCAGACUGAAUCAACCAAUGCCAUCUUGGAGAUGCAGUACCCUAAAGUGCAGAAGUACUGUCUAAUGAGUGUCCGAGGCUGCUAUACUGACUUCCAUGUGGACUUUGGUGGUACCUCUGUUUGGUAUCAUAUCCAUCAAGGGGGAAAGGUCUUCUGGCUCAUCCCCCCUACAGCCCACAACCUGGAGCUGUACGAGAAUUGGCUGCUGUCAGGGAAACAGGGAGACAUCUUUCUGGGUGACCGGGUGUCAGAUUGUCAACGCAUUGAGCUCAAGCAGGGCUAUACCUUCGUCAUUCCCUCAGGCUGGAUCCAUGCUGUGUACACUCCUACAGACACAUUAGUGUUUGGAGGCAAUUUCCUGCAUAGUUUCAAUAUUCCUAUGCAGUUAAGAAUAUACAACAUUGAAGAUCGGACACGGGUUCCAAAUAAGUUUCGCUAUCCAUUUUAUUAUGAGAUGUGUUGGUACGUUUUGGAGCGCUAUGUGUACUGUAUAACCAACCGCUCUCACCUGACUAAGGAGUUUCAGAAAGAGUCCCUCAACAUGGAUUUGGAAUUAAAUGGGUUGGAGUCUGGAAACGGGGAUGAGGAAGCCGUGGAUCGAGAACCCCGACGCUUGAGCAGUAGGCGUUCCAUCCUCACUAGCCCUGUAGCCAAUGGCGUCAACCUGGAUUAUGACGGACUGGGCAAAACUUGCCGAAGUCUCCCAAGCCUGAAGAAAACCUUGUCUGGGGACUCAUCCUCUGACUCUAGCCGGGGCUCCCACAAUGGCCAGGUGUGGGAUCCACAGUGUAGCCCCCGAAAGGACAGGCAGGUGCAUCUGACCCAUUUUGAGCUUGAAGGCCUUCGCUGCCUUGUAGAUAAGUUGGAGUCUCUGCCACUGCACAAGAAAUGUGUCCCCACGGGAAUAGAAGAUGAAGACGCCCUCAUUGCUGAUGUAAAGAUUUUGCUGGAGGAGCUUGCCAACAGCGACCCCAAGUUAGCCCUCACUGGAGUUCCUAUAGUACAGUGGCCAAAAAGGGAUAAGCUUAAAUUCCCCACCAGGCCAAAGGUGCGGGUUCCUACCAUCCCCAUCACCAAGCCUCACACUAUGAAGCCAGCUCCACGGCUAACACCUGUGCGGCCUGCGGCAGCCUCCCCCAUAGUGUCGGGGGCCCGGCGGAGACGCGUGCGGUGUCGGAAGUGCAAGGCCUGUGUGCAGGGGGAGUGCGGUGUGUGCCACUACUGCAGGGACAUGAAGAAGUUUGGGGGCCCUGGCCGCAUGAAGCAGUCCUGUGUCCUCCGGCAGUGCUUAGCACCCAGGCUGCCCCACUCCGUAACAUGUUCCCUCUGUGGAGAGGUGGAUCAAAAUGAGGAGACACAAGACUUUGAGAAGAAACUUAUGGAAUGCUGUAUCUGUAAUGAGAUUGUUCAUCCUGGCUGCCUCCAGAUGGAUGGAGAGGGGCUGCUUAACGAGGAAUUGCCAAAUUGCUGGGAGUGUCCAAAGUGCUACCAGGAGGACAGCUCAGAGAAAGCCCAGAAGCGGAAAAUGGAAGAAAGCGAUGAAGAAGCUGUGCAAGCCAAAGUCCUGCGGCCCCUGCGGAGCUGUGACGAGCCCCUCACGCCCCCGCCCCAUUCACCCACCUCCAUGCUGCAGCUCAUCCACGACCCGGUUUCCCCUCGGGGUAUGGUGACUCGGUCCUCCCCUGGGGCUGGCCCCAGCGACCACCACAGUGCCAGCCGCGAUGAGCGCUUCAAACGGCGGCAGUUGCUGCGGCUGCAGGCCACAGAGCGCACCAUGGUACGGGAAAAGGAGAACAACCCCAGCGGCAAAAAGGAGCUGUCUGAAGUUGAGAAAGCCAAGAUCCGGGGAUCGUACCUCACGGUCACGCUGCAGAGGCCCACCAAAGAGCUCCACGGGACAUCCAUUGUGCCCAAGCUGCAGGCCAUCACGGCCUCCUCUGCCAACCUUCGCCAUUCCCCCCGUGUGCUAGUGCAGCACUGCCCAGCCCGAACCCCACAGCGUGGGGAUGAGGAGGGGCUGGGGGGAGAUGAGGAGGACGAGGAGGAGGAGGAGGAAGAUGACAGUGCAGAGGAGGGGGGUGCAGCCAGGCUGAAUGGCCGGGGCAGUUGGGCUCAGGAUGGAGACGAAAGCUGGAUGCAGCGGGAGGUCUGGAUGUCUGUCUUCCGCUACCUCAGCCGCAGAGAACUUUGUGAAUGUAUGCGAGUGUGCAAGACGUGGUAUAAAUGGUGCUGCGACAAGAGACUUUGGACAAAAAUUGACUUAAGUAGGUGUAAGGCUAUUGUCCCUCAGGCUCUCAGCGGCAUCAUCAAGAGGCAGCCAGUCAGCCUCGACCUCAGUUGGACCAAUAUCUCCAAAAAACAACUGACGUGGCUGGUCAACAGGCUGCCAGGACUGAAGGACCUCCUCCUCGCGGGCUGCUCCUGGUCUGCAGUCUCUGCCCUCAGCACCUCCAGCUGCCCCCUUCUCAGGACCCUUGAUCUUCGGUGGGCGGUCGGAAUCAAGGACCCUCAAAUUCGGGACUUGCUGACUCCACCGGCUGAUAAACCAGGUCAGGACAAUCGCAGCAAGCUCCGGAACAUGACUGACUUCCGGCUGGCCGGCCUCGACAUCACGGAUGCCACACUUCGCCUCAUCAUUCGCCACAUGCCCCUCCUGUCUCGACUCGACCUCAGUCACUGCAGCCACCUUACAGACCAGUCCUCCAACCUCCUCACCGCCGUCGGGUCUUCCACUCGCUACUCCCUCACCGAACUCAACAUGGCAGGUUGCAAUAAAUUGACAGACCAGACCCUGAUCUACCUACGACGCAUCGCCAAUGUCACCUUGAUCGACCUUCGAGGAUGCAAGCAGAUCACUCGAAAAGCCUGCGAGCACUUCAUCUCAGACUUGUCCAUCAGCAGCCUCUACUGCCUGUCUGAUGAGAAGCUGAUACAGAAGAUCAGCUAAGACACGCCGAGGCUGACCAGGAGAGCGAUCUUCCCCGACUCCCCAGCCAGGAGAGCUUCUCUCCCGACCCUGCACGGGCUGAGGCCAGCGUCACACUCCCUCUCUGCUCUCCUGCCCCCGAGCCCUUCCCCUGCAGACGGGGCAGAGAGGGCGGUGGACACCAGGCUCGCCCACUCCUCUCCCUCCUGAGGAGAAGGGAGCAGCAAAUUGUUCCGAGGGGAAGCACAGGCGUGUGCUGUCAAGGUGCCUGCUCGCGAGUCCCGCCGCCCGCCAGGAGGCCAGGCUCUAGGUUGGGGGUGUCUGCAGCUGUCAUCUGUGCUGGGCCCUGGGGCCCUCCUCCCUGCCCAAGGGCCCCAGCAGUGCCUGGUUCUGAGCAAACUCCCAGGGAAGAAAGUGGCCCUGUCUCUGUGGCCAGCUUCUCCUUGUGUCCAGUGCGUGUCUCUCCUCCGUCACACUCUCCCGGCUUAUGCAGGAGGGGCCAGCAGCCCCAGAAACGCCAGACCCAUCCAGAAUACACGGUGCUGUUGAGGUGUCUCAGACCUCGUCCACGUCUGCGCUCCCUCUCCUCGCCCUGUACUUGAUCCUGUCCGUGCUUGUGAUGGUUCCCAUGAUGAGGCCCCACCCCCGGAUGCCGGCUAGUCUCUGUGAGGUCCUUGUUGCACUUAAUGGGGUUGAGGCUCUGCAGAGGAGCUGGAACUGUCGGGCCCAGGGACACCCCCUGUAUUUGCAUCCUAGUCAGAUUCUGAGGCACCAUCUCAUUUCCCCCUCUCGCCUCCCACAAGCCCUUCCUCCUGCCCGAGUAGGGCUUGCCCCGGAUGUGUGUCCUCACAGGGAGCAGCCUGUCUCCCCCAGUGUGGGGGUGGUGGGGGGAGAGCAGAGAACUGGGCCACAUGCUCCACCUGCCUCCCAGCGGGCUCCCGGCUUUGCUCUGGUGCGGCACCCCCCCAGCCCGGGGCUAUGUCUAGCUCCAGUGGCCCACUGAUCUGGCACCUUCGACAGGCUCGGGGAGGGAGGUCCUGCUCAGGAGCCAGCCUCCUGCCCUCUGCCUGCAGCCAUGGAAGGGGGUGUGCAUGUGCCUCGUGUGUGUGGCCGAGUGUGUUAGGCGUGGGGGGCGUCCGUCUUCUGCUCCACCGCCCUGUGUCAAGCCCCAGCAGCUGCCCCCUUUCACUUUGCAUUGAACGGCCUGUCCAAAGAUCCUCUCUCUAGGGCAGCAGAGAGCUUUUUGCACUUUAAAAAAAAAAAAAAAGAAAGGUCGGAAUUUCUUUUGGGUCAAUAUUUAAGCGUGUGAGGAGAUGCUCGUAGCAGCGGCCUGCGGCAAGAGCUGAGAAGUGAUCGACGCGGAUUUGCACUCUGCUCCCCAUCUGUAAGGAUAGUGAUAGCACAACCUUGCCCCUCCUCGCCCUCCCGCCCCACCCCUCGCUGGCCCCUUUCCUGCUGCCCAGUCCCAGGCUCUCCUCCGGAAGCCCCUCGGGGGAGGGGAAGGAGCCAGGCACCAGGGCUCUGAAGUGAGCCACCCCGAGGAGAGGCCCCAGCUCUGCCCUUGCCACUUCCAAAGCAAUAGAGGCCACGGGGCCCCUCUGCCACCUAGCACCGCUUUGACCCUGGCACCGGCUGGCCGCCUGAGAGAGAACUGGGUCCCGCAGGGGGUGGCGUUGUGUCUGUUUCUUCCAAUCUGCUGAUUCUCUUGGCUGCACCUUAAAAGCAGCAGUCUGCUCCCCACCCUCCACCCCGCCCACUGGGCUCCAGGCCCCAGCGACCUGGGGCUGAGACUUGGAGGAAAUGCCAGUGACUUACUCCAGAGUGCCUCAGUUAGGGGACUUCUCUGCAAAGAACCCUGGGUAUCGAGCAAAAACCUUAUUAAUAUUAUUGUUAAUGAUCUAUAAUUGGAAGCUUCCUGCCUUGUCUUGGUUGCUCCUGUGGAAAAAUACUGAAGAUUGUUUUGUUUUGUUGACUUUUUAUAAAAGGGGAGGUGGAGAGACCCCUUCAGAGCAGGGAUUGUGCCGGGAGAGUGCCUCUGACUUUGGGACAUUUCAUCCACAGGAUUUUCCAAGCUGGUGGUUUGUUUUGGGUUUUAUUUUGGUUAGUUGGGGUUUGGAAAAACCAGCAUUUUCACCACGCACGUCCACCGGUCAGCAGGAAGGGCAGCCCUGGCGCGGCGGCAGACGGACCCGCUGCCCUUGCUGGGUUUUCCUUUUCCCUGGGACUCUGAGGGGGAGCUGGCCUCAGGGGUGAGGGUUGGUCUGUGCGGAGGAGAGAAACGUCUCCGUCUGGGGACAGAGGGACCCGGAGUCGCGCUGCAUUCCCCGCGACCUGCUCUUCGCGCCGGCCUCGCCGGGAGAGCCCGCCCGCCUCAGACCGCAGGACCAGACACCCUGCCUCCAUCUUUCCGAGCACCGGGGCAAAAAACCACAAAGGAAAGGAAGAAAAUUUAUAUAUAUAUAAUAUAAAAUCACUUGGUGAUUAAAAAAAAUAACUGCUCCAUAAAUAAAACUCCUAAAGUCACUAUGUUUAAAGGGUUUGGUUGUGUUUUUUGUUUUUUCGGAGAAAUAUUGUAAAUAUAUAUUUUUUGUUGCCGAUUUAGAGUCAAUCUCCAAUGUUGUGCUAAGAAAUUUUAAAUUAAAUGUAAGCAUUAAGGGGACGAGUCAUGCGGUCUCAGUGGACGCGUUGGGGUUACUUUGGGCCAGGGAAAGAGGGAGCUAGUUGGACUUCUGUUUUCUAAACGUUCUCCACUAUUGGUUUUAGGCGCGCAAGGAAACCUUUCCUCUGACACGUGGGAAUGGAGAUAUUUGUGUAAUAAAAUUUUAAAAAGACAAAAAAAGAAAUAGCCUCCAAUGGGAACUAUUUUGAUUUGGGUUUUUUUUUUUUUUUUUAAU